This is a messenger RNA of Hordeum vulgare subsp. vulgare (domesticated barley), 1777 nucleotides long. RefSeq names its product arogenate dehydrogenase 2, chloroplastic-like. The record is from RefSeq and is a predicted model, not a curated record. Gene Ontology annotation, molecular function: NAD+ binding; arogenate dehydrogenase (NADP+) activity; prephenate dehydrogenase (NADP+) activity. Bases 322 to 1563 code for a protein of 413 amino acids. NCBI's taxonomy places the organism in Eukaryota, Viridiplantae, Streptophyta, Magnoliopsida, Poales, Poaceae. The transcript is spliced from 7 exons. Gene Ontology annotation, biological process: L-tyrosine biosynthetic process.
CUUGCUGCUGCCGGCUGUCCAGAUUAUUGGUCGAUUUGCUGCCGCUGCCUCCACGUGAUGGACUGCCACGCGCAUCGGAUCUCGCCAUUUUUUCCUCAACAAAUCCACACCAUCUGCUUCUCGUGAUUCGCUCCCGACCGAGCGAUCUCUUUUUCCCGAUACAUCCAUCGACCAAGUUGGAAUCGACGCGUAUGCAAGGCUGGCGAGCUGGCGAGGGCGCGCGAGACCUGCACGGCUGCGCCACCGGCUCCGGCCUCGCGAUCACUUAAUAAAAAGUACAUCGGCGUCGCGAUCACUUCGUAGUAAGCAGCCGAUCGACCGAUGGCUUCCUCCCUUCGCCACUUGGCCUGCCGCAGCUCCCCGGCCGGUGCCGCCGCUUCGCCGACGCCGAGCUUGCUGCGACGCUUCAGCCCCGACUUCUGCGCCCUCGCCGCCCUUCGGCCGAUCAGGCCGGCCACCGCCGGCGCCAAACCCCCGAGAGACGCCACGACCUCCACCGAGCAGGAGCAGCAGCUCGCCGCACAUUGGCGUGGCGCCUACGACCACGAGCAGCCCUCCACGUCGCCGUCGCCGUCGGUGUCCUUGACGGAGGCGCCGGAUCCCGCGGCGCUGCGCGUGGGGAUCAUCGGGUUCGGCAACUUCGGGCAGUUCAUCGCCAGGGGCAUCCAGCGGCAGGGCCAAGCCGUGCUGGCCACCUCAAGAUCCGACUACUCCGGCUACUGCUCCGCCCACGGGAUACGCUUCUUCAGAAGCUUGGAGGCGCUGUGCGAGGAGCAGCCGGACGUGCUGCUGGUUUGCAGCUCCAUCCUCUCCACGGAGUCCGUCGUCCGGGCCAUCCCCCUCGCCAAGCUCCGCCCCGACACCAUCGUCGCCGACGUGCUCUCCGUCAAGCAGUUCCCCCGCAACCUCCUCCUCGAGAUCCUACCGCCGGAGUUCGGCAUCGUUUGCACGCACCCCAUGUUUGGGCCGGAGAGCGGAAAGCACAGCUGGAGCAAGCUCCCCUUCGUCUACGAGAAGGUCCGCCUUUCGGAUAAAGGAGACCAGAAGGCCAAGUGCCACCAGUUCUUGAGCAUCUUCGAGCAGGAGGGAUGUCGGAUGGUGGAGAUGUCAUGCGCAGAGCAUGACCGCCUCGCCGCGGGAAGCCAGUUCAUCACGCAUACCAUUGGGAGGGUUUUGGCGGAGCUAAACCUCAAGUCCACGCCAAUCAACACCAAGGGUUACGAGACCCUCCUGCAUCUGACAGAGAACACGGUGAGCGACAGUUUUGAUCUGUACUACGGGCUCUUCAUGUACAAUGUGUACGUCGCAGAGCAGAUGGACAAACUGGACAGGGCGUUUGAGGAUGUGAAGCGGAUGUUGUACGGCAGGCUGCAUGGCAUGCUACGAAAGCAGAUCGUAGAGAGGGUCCCCAUGCCCGGAGCACCUUCCUUGGGAUCGACACAAGCCAAGGACAGUCCUGCUGCGAUCAGAGAAGAGACGAAGCCCCUACCCCCUCGUGUUGCUGCUGUACCCUCUCCUUGUCAUACGCUUUCCCCGGUGGCUUUCGGCACUGCAACAUGUUGAAUCUGCGUAUCUUUCUCGCCGUUGUAAUAUCGUUAUUCAAGCAUCUGCGAUUAGGGCUCUAUGCAUGUAAUAUUGACCAAGCAAAACUUUUUUUUCGAAACGGCCCAAGGCCGUAUAUGAUGUUUUGGCACUUUGCAUACUUGUCUGAAUUGAGCCUGUUUGAAUUAAUUUGAACUCAUGCAGCAAAAAAUCAUAUGCAUCUGGUUUGAUUGCA